AGCCGAGCCACUCCGACCCGUUACCCGCUCAGCCGGUAAGAAAGCGACAAAAAAUUAGAAGCAGCGGCCGUACAAUUCACUGCAAUUUUAGCAGUAGCAGGUCGCUUCCAAAUCCACAUUCACAAGGCAGUUACUAAAAAUUUAGUGUGUGCUCCCUUUCCCCGUCUCUCGCUCUCCCUCUCUCUCUCUCUGAAACCCGAAAGCACAAACUUUCUCUCUCUUCCAAUACUAGCCACCCGCGCUUCAAAUUUGAUUGCUUUUUUCCCUCUCCAUUUUGUUAUUGUAUGUAUGCUAAUUCUCGUCGUCGUCGACUGUCAUUGUCCGUUGCUUGCUCUUUCUAGAGCGGAUACACAUCCGUCCGUACAGAACUGGAACUUGUUCAGAGGUUGAGGUUUUGCCUGCAGUUUUUAUUGAAAGGGCUCGAAGAUUAGUUAGUUGAAGUAAUCCUAGUUUUGCCUCAGUUCAAGAAAAUAGGUUUGGUUUACAGUGUAGGGCAAAAUUGGGCUUUAAAAAGCUUCAGAUGGAACUCGGUUCGUUCUCUGCAAUUUCUUGAAUGUGACAACACUAAUCACCAGAGAGAUUAGGCAUACAAAGGUUGUUGUCAUGAUAUGCAGAGUUUCGGGUGAAGAGAAAGCGUUUGUGGUGUAUCUUGCUGCUAAUUAGGCUUGUUGAGUAGUGAGAUGCUGGCAACAGAGUCAUGCCCUUCGCGGGUUUUAUCUCCUUUACGUGAUGAAAGCGGCGAUGAAGAGCUGUCUGUUCUUCCCAGGCAUACAAAGGUUAUAGUCACAGGGAAUAACAGAACAAAGAGUGUUUUGGUCGGUUUGCAAGGAGUGGUCAAGAAGGCUGUUGGUCUUGGUGGUUGGCAUUGGCUGGUACUGAAGAAUGGUGUUGAGGUCAAGCUUCAAAGGAAUGCUUUGAGUGUAUUAGAACCACCUACUGGAAAUGAAGAAGAUAAUGAGUAUGAUUUUGAUGAUUCAAGCAGUGGCUCUGAUAUGGGGGAGAAGAACCAUCGCCGCUUCUCUUAUGGGCUUCACUUAAGCAAGAUAACCAAGCCAAGAGUUAGGUAUAAUAUACCCUGGUCUCCAUCCGCAGCAUCAACAAAGUCAAUGAACCACGGCAGUUGCAGAGAAGUUCAGUCCAAUUUUUGUGCAACACAAUUGAGAGUUAAUCUGGCAAAGCUUGGAACUGGAUCAUUAUGGAGAUACUGUCGAAGCUUCCAUCUUGCCAAUAUUAGUUCUCACCCUACUAAGGAACAACUGAUCAAAGCUGUCCAGCAGCAUUUUUCUUCACAGAAAGUGGAUGAGGUACAAGUGAUUGUGGAGUUUAUUCGUGCGGCUAAGAGACUUCAAUCAGUUGGCAAAGAUUGAUGAGAAGAGAGACUGAUUACAGAGUUGGUUCGCCUCAUCAGUGCCUGUAAUAUAUAUGUAUUUAGUAGGUAUACUCGAACUUGUUAUUCACCCUAACUUUUAGUUCACCUCUAAUUAUUCACUGCUGAUGUAGGGACUAGGUGUGCAUGAGUAUGGAUGUAUUCCCUAACCUGGAUUAUGGGGUUUGUUCAGUCAAUCUAAUACCAUACCCCUUCAUCCA
Molecule: messenger RNA, 1587 nt
Organism: Salvia miltiorrhiza (redroot sage)
Lineage: Eukaryota; Viridiplantae; Streptophyta; Magnoliopsida; Lamiales; Lamiaceae
Exons: 7
Coding region: 681-1367 (228 amino acids)
Biological process (GO): regulation of DNA-templated transcription
Cellular component (GO): histone deacetylase complex
Molecular function (GO): transcription coregulator activity; protein binding
Source: RefSeq, a predicted model, not a curated record